Ipomoea triloba (trilobed morning glory) is the source of this 2337-nucleotide messenger RNA. RefSeq names its product two-component response regulator-like APRR5. The record is from RefSeq and is a predicted model, not a curated record. Gene Ontology annotation, biological process: cytokinin-activated signaling pathway; phosphorelay signal transduction system. The coding region runs from base 154 to 1872 and encodes 572 amino acids. The transcript has 7 exons. NCBI's taxonomy places the organism in Eukaryota, Viridiplantae, Streptophyta, Magnoliopsida, Solanales, Convolvulaceae. Gene Ontology annotation, molecular function: protein binding.
AUAUUUCCCAGAUAUUUUUAGAUGGCAAAGCAAUGAGAAACCAGACACGACACAGCAUUCAAUUUCACCACCUUCGACACACUACUGUUGGUUUUUUCUGUUACCGGACCACCCAAUCUCGGAAAAACCGUUGGCUUUACUUUGCUAGCGAAAAUGGCUGAAACGGAGGCCAACGGCGGCGAUGGCGGCGCCGGAACGGAGCUGGAAGUUCAAGAAACAGAGCAGAUUGAAGUAAUCGAGCCGAAACAGGGGAAAAAUGACGGCGCAGAACCGCCGCCGCCGCCGCCUGCGGCGGCGUUGAGGUGGGAGAGGUUUUUGCCGAAGAUGGUGCUCAGAGUUUUGUUGGUGGAAGCUGAUGAUUCUACUCGGCAGAUCAUUGCUGCUCUUCUCAGAAAAUGCAGUUAUAGAGUUGCUGCAGUUCCUGAUGGUCUGAAGGCAUGGGAGGUGCUGAAAGAAAGGCCCAGCAAUGUAGACCUAAUCUUGACAGAAGUUGAGCUGCCAUCUAUCUCUGGAUAUGCUCUUCUCACCUUAAUCAUGGAGCAUGAAAUCUGCAAAAACAUUCCUGUGAUAAUGAUGUCUUCGAAUGAUUCGGUUAGUAUGGUGUAUAAAUGCAUGUUGAGAGGAGCAGCAGACUUUCUUGUGAAGCCUGUGAGGAAGAAUGAGCUGAGGAACUUGUGGCAGCAUGUGUGGAGGAGACAAGCUGCAAACAGAAUUGAUAAUCUUAAUGGUCCAGUUUCUCCUACUAGGAAUGAGGAUUGCAAUGAAAAAGGGAGUGAUGAUGAGAACUCGUGCGUUAAGCUCGAGAUGGAGAUCGGAGGAGAAAACACAGAGCACGUCGAGGAAUCUGAACAGAGAUUUCGGGGCAGUUCUCUUCCUAUUCAUCUACAGAAACAAGAGCAGGAGGAUCAUAAUCGAGUUGGAGAUGGUGAUGAUAAUGAUAAUGUUAAUGUUAAUGAUGAUGAGGAUGAUCCUGGUUACCUGAAAUCUUCCAAACAAGCCAUUGAUUUAAUCGGAGCAUUCGACAAUUCCCCGAAAUGUGAUUACAGAAGUUCUUGUUCUAAAGAUAGUGCAGACAAGGUUGAGUCUUUACCCCCAUUGGAUCUUUCCUUGACAAGAUAUCCCAGUGGCUCUAUGAACAGAUUAAACCACUCAGAUGCGUCAGCUUUUACUCGGUACAUUAACAAAAGUGUGCAGCCCAGAAACUCGAUGUCCCCCAAGACUUGCAAUCGACACGAGGACUGUGGAACAGAUUCUGAUAAGCACCUGUCUGUUCACAAUCUCGAUGGUCCAACGAUGAAAUUCCACACACUUAUGCAACAGGCGAGAGCUGAGCCUGGGAGCAACGAAAUUGGGCUUCCGAUUCCAGUGAGAGGUGUGGGGUUUAAGGGUCUAGGAAAUGCCCACAGUUCCAUGAUGUCUUCUCCUAUGCAGAGCCCCGGUUCAGCAGGCUGCCCGGAUUCUCAAUUUCAGACGCCUUUGUUUCAUCUAUUAAACCAUCAAGGUGUGAGUUUUCAGCAGUCGUGUGGGCUCGUUGAUCAGAACACUGAUAACGACACCAGUCAGUCCAAGAAAAAAGAAGAGAACCACUCAGAACCUGCAGAUGAUCAAGGACAUUUUUCAUCGUUUACUGAUCAAAGUGCAAAUAGCAGAACCUCGGUUCCAUUAAUUAAAUCUACAGCCGAGUGUGAAAAAGCUCCUCUUGGUCAGGACGGGAGCUAUCAACAAUCCCAACGAGAAGCAGCUCUUACCAAAUUCCGAUUGAAAAGGAAAGACAGAUGCUUUGAAAAGAAGGUAAGAUAUGAAAGCAGGAAAAAGCUUGCAGAGCAGCGCCCUCGAGUGAAGGGACAGUUUGUUCGCCAACAGCCAAAGUGACACGAGCUGGUUAGUGAUUAGAACUCGAGAUAAAAGCUUUCCAACACUAUAACCCAAUGUUGGGACGAGCAACAAAGGCACGUAUUUCCAACACCAGUCAUGUAUGCACCCGAGAAUUCCAAAAGCAUUUUGUGUUUCUUAUGAUUUGCGGAUAGGGAAUUCGCUGCAUUUCUGUGAGAGUGAUGCCACCAAUGUUUUGGUUGGUCUUAUAAUAUUAUGAUAAGCUUUUGGAAUUUGACCUGUAGGCUAGCCACUAACCAGAACUCCGAUUCUUUCAUUAUAAACGCUUCAUGUCACCGCUUCUUAUAGCCAUUAAGUACUGUAAUUUUAAGGUUCAGAAGUAGCACCAAUGUAUAUCGCAACGCUGUAUAAUCAGUAGAAACUUGUUAGCAGAGUCUGACUAUGAUGUCUGUUUGUGGAGAAAAAAAGGGUAAGUUUAUCUACUUUUGUUGGGUUUCUUGCAAA